Fimicolochytrium jonesii is the source of this 1062-nucleotide messenger RNA. RefSeq names its product eukaryotic translation initiation factor 4E-binding protein 1. Gene Ontology annotation, molecular function: eukaryotic initiation factor 4E binding. The transcript has 2 exons. Gene Ontology annotation, cellular component: cytoplasm. Gene Ontology annotation, biological process: negative regulation of translational initiation. The record is from RefSeq and is a predicted model, not a curated record. Bases 272 to 640 code for a protein of 122 amino acids. Lineage: Eukaryota; Fungi; Chytridiomycota; Chytridiomycetes; Spizellomycetales; Powellomycetaceae.
CCCGCAACCGCCUUCCGCAGCGCUAUUAUAGGACAGUAACUUUGGUCCAGCUUCGUUCCCUUGGACAACAACGGCACACAGGUCCGUGAGAAAAUCACUCUUUCUCAAAAGGGCAUAACUUAAACCCCAAACGUCCGCCUUCCCGCUCCAGCUUCGCCUGAAAAGCUCAAACCAUAUCGCACAGCGCUUCCAAUCAGCUCUGCUCCAUUCAACCAAACCUUGAACUCUAGUUUGAACCUUCUGCAUACGAAAAGCAAAACAAAACGAAAACAUGACAUCUGGCAACGGAUAUCUCUCUCCACCCACUCCCUCUGUGCCGAUGCCAGUGCGUCACGCUGGCCCGGGGGAAAAGCCACCUCACGACUAUGGCACCACUCCCGGAGGAACCAUCUUUGGAACCACUCCAGGUGGAACACGCAUCAUCUACACAAAGGAUGCACUCAUGAAUCUGAGUCGCUCUCCUCUCUCCCAAAAGUCACCACGAGGCCUCGCUUACAUUCCUGGCAUAACGAAGGUCGCCCUUCCAAAAGCGGCCGGCUCUACAGAACAGCAAAAGCCGGUGAAGGCGGCAGAUACAAAGCCCGCUCCGCCAAAGGCACAGAAGGACGAGAAGGACGAUUUGUUUGACAUGGAGAUAUGAUCGAAUUGGUUGACUUCGGAGGAACCGGGUGGGAAAAGCGAGGGGGAAAUGGAAGAUCUGGGGAAACUGGACUGGUAAAUGAGCUACGGACAGCGGGGCAAGACGUUCUGACUGAACGAUUGCUGUCCGCCGUCAGUUUGUGGUUGUAUCAGAUUGAAUGAAAGCUUUCAUGUUUCCCUCAGACAGCAAUUUUGGUGCGAAGAAGGGGUCUGAAUCUUGCUUAGGAUGGCAUCGAUGGUAUCGGUUGAGGUCGGAUGAUGAGCAGGCUACGGGAAGUUCACAUGUAGUGGGACUCGAUGUAUCUAUAUCAAACAUAGAUCUUGUUCGGAAGGCCUUUCCUUGCAUCUCAUCCGGGAAUUGCAAUCGGCUCCUCUUUUCGUUUAUAUAUGUACCUAUCUUGAAAGCUUUUGGAUGCACCGCCA